Panicum hallii is the source of this 818-nucleotide messenger RNA. RefSeq names its product SUMO-conjugating enzyme SCE1. Gene Ontology annotation, biological process: protein sumoylation. Gene Ontology annotation, molecular function: SUMO conjugating enzyme activity. The transcript is spliced from 5 exons. NCBI's taxonomy places the organism in Eukaryota, Viridiplantae, Streptophyta, Magnoliopsida, Poales, Poaceae. Bases 100 to 582 code for a protein of 160 amino acids. Gene Ontology annotation, cellular component: nucleus. The record is from RefSeq and is a predicted model, not a curated record.
GCACAUCAUUCGCGCAAUCGCGGAAAAGUCCAACCCCAAAACUCCCCAGCCGGAGGCGAGGCGACCUGAGGAAGAGGAGAAGCCGCCGCCGCCGCAGUCAUGUCGGGGGGAAUCGCUCGCGGCCGCCUCGCGGAGGAGCGCAAGGCCUGGCGCAAGAACCACCCGCAUGGUUUCGUUGCGAAGCCGGAGACGCUGCCCGACGGGACGGUGAACCUGAUGACCUGGCACUGCACCAUCCCUGGCAAACAAGGGACUGACUGGGAAGGUGGAUACUUCCCUCUUACCCUUCAUUUCAGUGAGGAUUACCCUAGCAAGCCUCCAAAGUGCAAGUUCCCACAGGGCUUCUUCCACCCAAAUGUCUAUCCUUCGGGAACAGUCUGCCUUUCUAUUCUUAAUGAGGACAGCGGUUGGAGACCGGCUAUUACUGUAAAGCAGAUUCUUGUUGGGAUUCAGGACUUGCUUGAUCAGCCAAAUCCUGCUGAUCCUGCACAGACUGAUGGUUAUCACCUUUUUAUCCAGGAUCCAACAGAAUAUAAGAGGCGUGUUCGGCUGCAGGCUAAGCAGUAUCCCGCAUUGGUCUGAGAACAAUUGCGGCCAUCUAGGGAUCCAUGCUGCACAUCCGCAUAGUCGUUGCUAGUGUCUUGAAUGGAAGACCAAAUGUAACAUGGUGCUUUAAGAAGUAAAACUAUCGCCAUUGUGAACCAACUGCGUUUGUUAAUGGUGCUAUUAACUGUUUGAGUGUGUGUUUUGUGGGGUAAUGUCAAAACGUUUGCAUUGUCUGGUUUAUCUCAAGAAGAAUUGCUGUGUGUUGUCCGACU